Molecule: messenger RNA, 1383 nt
Organism: Psammomys obesus (fat sand rat)
Lineage: Eukaryota; Metazoa; Chordata; Mammalia; Rodentia; Muridae
Gene: Npl
Product: N-acetylneuraminate pyruvate lyase
Exons: 12
Coding region: 205-1167 (320 amino acids)
Biological process (GO): N-acetylneuraminate catabolic process
Molecular function (GO): 4-hydroxy-tetrahydrodipicolinate synthase activity; N-acetylneuraminate lyase activity
Source: RefSeq, a predicted model, not a curated record
UUCCAGCCCUUGGAACACCGCCCCGGGGCCAGACGUGGAACUACAACCCCCAGACUCCCCGCGCGACCGCACGUGAUUCCUCAGCCCCUGAGAGACAGAGCGCGGCUCCGUGAAGACCGGGUCCCCGGAGCACAGGAACCACCCGGUGGCCAAGGCGAGAGGGGCGCUGACUGGAGGAUCGAAGGCAGACUUUCCAGCAGCUCGAUGGCCUUCCCUAAGAAGAAACUCCGGGGUCUCGUUGCUGCCACCAUCACUCCAAUGACUGAGAAUGGAGAAAUCAACUUUCCUGUAAUUGGUCAGUAUGUGGAUUACCUGGUGAAGGAACAGGGAGUGAAGAACAUUUUUGUGAAUGGCACCACAGGAGAAGGCCUGUCCCUCAGUGUCUCUGAGCGUCGCCGGGUGGCGGAGGAAUGGGUGACACAAGGGAAGAACAAGUUGGACCAAGUGGUGAUUCACGUGGGAGCACUAAGCUUGAAAGAGUCACAAGAACUGGCCCAACAUGCAGCAGAAAUUGGAGCUGGUGGCAUUGCUGUCAUUGCACCUUUCUUUUUCAAGUCACAGAACAAAGAUGCCCUGAUAAGUUUCCUGAAGGAGGUGGCUGCCAAAGCUCCUGCCUUGCCAUUUUAUUACUAUCACAUUCCGUCAUUGACCGGGGUAAAGAUUCGUGCCGAGGAGCUGCUAGAUGGGAUUCAGGAUAAAAUCCCCACCUUCCAAGGACUGAAGUUCAGUGACACUGACCUCUUAGACUUUGGGCAGUGUGUUGAUCAGAAUCACCAGCGACAGUUUGACCUGCUGUUUGGGGUGGAUGAGCAACUGUUGAGUGCUCUGGUCAUGGGAGCAACUGGAGCAGUAGGCAGUACCUAUAACUACCUGGGGAAAAAGACAAACCAGAUGUUGGAGGCUUUUGAAAAGAAAGACUUCACUUCAGCACUGAAUUACCAGUUUUCUAUCCAGAGAUUUAUCAACUAUGUGAUCAAGCUAGGUUUUGGAGUGUCGCAGACCAAAGCCAUCAUGACGCUGGUCUCUGGGAUUCCAAUGGGCCCACCCCGGCUGCCCCUGCAGAAGGCCACCAAGGAGUUUACUGCUAAUGCUGAGGCCAAGCUGAAGAGCCUGAAUUUCCUUUCCUUCUCUGAUUUAAAGGAUGAGACCGUGGGAGCCUCUAGCUAAUGCCUGUUAAGUCGGGGCACCUUCAGUUUACCCACAUUGUUUUCUCAGGGACUUCUUAGAUAAAUUUGAACUAAGCUUUCUUUUAGCAAAUGGAAUCCCAUACCAAUCAAGAAAUAUUUACAUGUCAAUUAUGAACCUAAAAGUUUCUGUGUUGUAAAGGAUACCUAAGUCAUUUAUUUCACAAAUUGUAGAGAAAUCUUUGCUUAUACAGAUACA